Messenger RNA from Stegostoma tigrinum, 2805 nucleotides. RefSeq names its product golgi SNAP receptor complex member 1 (gene gosr1). The record is from RefSeq and is a predicted model, not a curated record. Gene Ontology annotation, cellular component: SNARE complex; cis-Golgi network; Golgi membrane. The transcript is spliced from 10 exons. Gene Ontology annotation, biological process: endoplasmic reticulum to Golgi vesicle-mediated transport; vesicle fusion. Gene Ontology annotation, molecular function: SNAP receptor activity. The coding region runs from base 114 to 860 and encodes 248 amino acids. Lineage: Eukaryota; Metazoa; Chordata; Chondrichthyes; Orectolobiformes; Stegostomatidae.
AAUAAUCUCUGAGGGGGAGCUUGGGUUCAGAGUACUAUUCGCUACUGGUACAGUCCUCCCUCGGAAAGUGAUGGUAAUGAAGUGAUCCAGGUGGGUGACGCUGGAAAACAAAGAUGGCGGCCGGGAACAGCAACUACUGGGAAGACCUGCGGAAACAGGCUCGACAACUGGAGAAUGAACUUGAUUUGAAACUGGUAUCCUUCAGUAAACUUUGCACAAGUUAUAAUGGUGCCACAACAAGAGAUGGACGCCGCGACAGUUCUGAUACAACACCUCUUCUAAAUGGUUCGAGCCAAGACAGGAUGUUUGAAACAAUGGCUGUGGAAAUAGAACAGCUGCUAGCCAAGCUGACAGGAGUAAAUGACAAAAUGGCAGAGUACACUUCAUCCCCUGGUGUUACAUCAUUGAAUGCAGCACUCAUGCACACACUUCAAAGGCACAGGGACAUUUUACAGGAUUAUACACACGAGUUUAAUAAAACCAAAGCCAAUUUUGUUGCAAUCCGAGAACGUGAAGACUUGUUGGGAUCAGUUCGAAAGGACAUUGAAUCUUACAAAAGUGGGUCAGGAGUUAACAACAGGAGAACAGAACUGUUCCUAAAAGAGCAUGAACACCUUCGAAACUCAGAUCGGCUGAUAGAAGAUACAAUAAGCAUUGCUAUGGCAACAAAAGAAAAUGUGACAUCACAACGAGGAAUGCUGAAGUCAAUACAAAGUAGAGUGAACUCCUUGGCCAACCGAUUUCCUGCCAUUAACAACCUGGUUCAGAGGAUAAAUUUGAGAAAACGCAGAGACACGUUAAUCUUGGGAGGUGUCAUUGGCAUUUGUACUAUCCUAUUACUACUGUAUGCUUUUCACUGAUGCAUUUCCAUAAGAUAUCUCCACAGCUGCAAAGCACUGAGGAGAAUGUGAUGGGGAGCUUGUGGACCUGCAUAUAUUGGCUGGAUUGUGAGUAUGAUGGAUUUAGGUUACACUGGAAUACUUUAAAAGAGAUUCCUGCGGGCUACAGUUGUGAUUGGUUUAUGAUAAAAUGUUAAACCUCAGAUUUUUAAUUAUGCUCAUGGAAUAUAUAAUUUUGAAAUAUAGCUCAUUACAUUUUGUGAAAGAAUGCAUUAGAAUGUGGUCUGUUAACACUUCUUUCUCCAUCUCAGUUAUCCAGACUGAAAGUUACUGUAUCAUUUCUGAGCAAUUACAAAGACCAAAUUAGAAAGAAAUCAGCUCUUUGAAUCAUAUAUCUUGAUGCAUUGACUUGUGUAUUUUCAAGAACAUAUGUAAUGUGUACAUAAAAUUACUUUUGUACACUGUGGUCCUGCAGGACAUUUGUAUAUUCGUAUUCUGUGUAAGUCACGGUUUUGCUAUUUUCUAUGGCUUUGCAUGUCCAUUGUCUGCUCUCACCCAGAUAAGUGCAAAAGCCAAAUGUUCUGAAAACUGGAAAUCUGAAAUAAAACCAUAAAAUGUAAAAAUACCUAGGCCCAGCAGCAUCUGCAGAGAGGAAAACAAAAGUAGUGUCAGGUGAAUGACUUUUCAUUAUAGUCAGUUCCAAUGAAUGGUUGCCAGCUGAAACAUCAGCUCUCUUCUCUCUCCAGGAUGUUGCCGGAGUAUUUUCUGGUUUACUCAGAUGAAUGGUUUUGAUUCAACUGAUUUAGUUGCAGAGCAGCCUUUGCCAAGACCAAGAAGCGAAUACCACACUUAGCCAUUCUCUUGGAAAUAUGUAGAAGUACUGAAGUGAAAACAAAAGGAAAAUUUUAAAAAAGCUAGACAUCCAUUCAGUGAUAAGUUUUUGGUUGUUUAUCAAUUUUCCAAAGUUUUAUUAAUCUGGCAGAAUUUUUAAAUUGUUAUGUGGCCGUGCACAAUGUUUAUUUAUAUCAAACUAUUCUGUGACAUUGGCAAACUAUAGCAAUAUAUUAGAACAGGUUUCUGAAGCCACACCCCACAUAAACCAAGUAAUCGCAAUCCUUUUUUAAUAUAUGUAGGUGCAGUAUAUUGAAACAUUUGGAACUCUCUGCAAAAAAUACUAUUGCCAAAGCCUACUUUAAAAAAAAAAGUAAAAUUUUAGAGUAUCUGUACUAAAAACCAGCACUGCAGUGAAUGGAGAAUACUUUUUUGUGUUUUGUUUUCAGAUACUUGCAUUAUGGUUGGGAUUUGCCCUUUAUCCCAUUAUUUGUUUAAAUCACUAUACAUUUAUUCACAAACCACUAACUGUGGCCUCCCUAAUGAUUUCCAGAGUAUAUGACAACCUUGUCAGUUUCAAUUCCUCAGAUUGAGGUAACUAAUUUGAAUGUUGUGGUUUGGAAUUCAUGCAGGUACAAAACUUGAUGCUUGGAAAUAUGAAUCAUUCCAAUAGUGUGUUUGGAAAGAAAUAACACUUCUUUUGUACAUUUCACUGUUUUUGCAUACAGGCUAUGAUCUAUUUACCCUGGCAUCUUUCCUGAAUUAACUUGACACUAUGGCAAGCAAAAGUUGACUGGCUAACUGGAUCAUUUGAAUUCAUAUUGUUCAGUUCCUUAGCUGGAUUUUUGUUUACCAUGCAGUUGAAUUGAUCCAUGUAGAAGGUGCAUUUCUGCUGUAAGAUAGUGGUCACACAGCUGCUGUGUUUGUUAAUCUACUCAAAGCUUUUGAUGUCAAAGAUCUACUUGUUUUUCAGAAAAUUCACCCCCCCACAACCCUUCUCCUACUGCCCUUUUGUUCAUGUAGAUUUUAAUAACCUUGUAAAAUAUUUUUUUCUCUGCUAAUGUGCAUUUCCUGCAUUGUACAGAGGAGCUCUGACUGUGUAUGUAAUUUGUUAAUAAAUUAGAAACCUAAGUGA